This is a messenger RNA of Saccharomycodes ludwigii, 6945 nucleotides long. It is a transcript of the gene CYR1, whose product is annotated as adenylate cyclase. Gene Ontology annotation, molecular function: protein binding. The transcript has a single exon. Gene Ontology annotation, biological process: intracellular signal transduction; cyclic nucleotide biosynthetic process. The record is from RefSeq and is a predicted model, not a curated record. NCBI's taxonomy places the organism in Eukaryota, Fungi, Ascomycota, Saccharomycetes, Saccharomycodales, Saccharomycodaceae. The coding region runs from base 1 to 6945 and encodes 2314 amino acids.
AUGUUUAACAACAUUAAUAGUAAUACCUCAAAAGGUAACGAGGAUAGAAAACUGACUGCCUUUAAAAGUAAUAACAGCAAUAUUACAAAGACAUCCACCACUAAUAGUGAGGAUACGGGCUUGACCAAUACCCACAGUUUUCAUAGACCUUUUGGCAAUAAUACAGGAAAAUUUGCCAACGAUCCAGUCCCACCCCUAAAUAAACCAGUGGAACCUGUAUUUCACAAUGAUCUAAACCACAAAAAGUCUUCUGAGUAUAAUGCAACUACUAAAGCACCAACAUCCCAUGUUACUAACGAGGUACCAAAACAACAACAACAACAACCAAAACAUACCAAACACAAAAAGAAACUUGGUGGUUUUAAUUUGAAAAAAAUAGGGUCUUCCACUACAUCGUUACUGCUUGGUAAUACUAACAUUCUUCAUUCUCUGGAUACCAUUAAUAAUAAUUAUAAUAUCAAUGAUAAUAAUAUACCUACCACCAUCACUACUACUGCUAAUAAUAACAACAACAACAAUAAUAAUGAUGCUAUUUCUUCUGGUGAAAGAAAAAUUAAAAGCAAUUAUAAGUUUGGCAAACAUUCUAACCCUACUACUAGUAAAAACACCGCCACUGUUAAUAACAAUAACUACGCUUCAGACAAUGAAAUAGAUGAUUCUCAAAGUGUAUAUUCCAACUUAUCCAACUCAGGCAAUUCCAUACGUCGCAAAAUGUCUAGUUUGGUAGGUGGUCAUGUUGCACAUAACCAUGAUAAUGAUGAUCGAAUAUCUUCUAGACAUCAUUCUACUGCAACAAGUACGGUUAGUAAUGGUAACAACUAUAACAACCCUAUUUCUACUCAUAACAGUAAUUCUCAUGGUUCCAGUGAUCACACUGCGCCAACGGAUAGGAAGAAAUCAGGACUUGCCCCCUUAACUAAAACUCAUUCAUUUUUUGGUUUAUUCAGCCAUAAUGAUCAUCACAACAACAAUGAUAAUGAUAAAAGUUAUAUUACUUCCACUAAUACUAAUAAGGACAACAAAAAAAAUGUUUUAAAACAACGUUCACAACGACAACAGCAACAAAUAGGCAAUACUGCUGUCAAUACCUCUCACCAUAAUGCGACCAAAAAGCCUUCUAUUACUAAUAAUAGUGCCUCUAAAACUCACGAUGGCCCCCUACAUAGCAAAAAUAAAGCAGAAAAUGUAAUUAUGCCCGUAAAGUCGAAUUUAAUUAAAAGGACUGAUACUUUACGGAAACCAUCUCGUAACAUUAGUACUAAAAAUAUCACUGACACAAUAAGUCCCCCUUCUGUUUCCAGUUCAAAUAUGCAAAAUAAUAAUAUUUCCAACAAAAAUUCUGAUACCCUUUCCUUGCCUGAACAUGACAAAGGGAGAAAUGAAAAUGAUAACAAGAUCCUUGAUAGACAAAUGCCCAACGCUACUUCUGCUGCUAACGAUAACACGACAGGUAGUAUAUUAUCCUAUGAUUCGUAUAAUAUUGACAACAAAAUCAAUAGUAACAACAGAACUUCGACUUUGUUUGAAGGGCCGACUCCUUUAAUGAAAAAUGUUUCUGCUACUAGCAGAAGGAAUAGUGAUUUAUCCUUAAAAGGAAUAGAUAAUACUAUUACUAAUAUUGACGAAGCAUCUAGCAUUGUCUCUCAUCCUACUUUACAAAAAGCCAAGACAAACUGGCAGGCACCCCAAAGUUGGGACAUUUAUAAUCCGGAAGAAGAAGAGGGUGGCAUAACUUUAAACCGAAAACACAUCAGAAAGAUUCCAAAACAUACUAACUCCAGCCAAGAUAAUAGUAAUGAUGAUGUUAAUAAAGUUUCAGACAAUAACAAUCCUAAUAGUAGUGUGAAAUCUACUGUCAUAGCUGAUAAAAGCAGCGAUAAUAAAGGUUUGGAUAAUUUAAAUAUUAAAAAAGUUUCUACCGAUACUGUUAAUCCAUCAUCUGCCUCCCCAUACAUAGACAACGGUCAUCAAAACGAUAAGCACCAGCACCAGCACCACCAUCACCACCAUCACCACCAUCACAAUAACAAUGACAAUACCACCGAAAACAAUGACCAUAUUGCCACUAAAAAAGAGGAAAAUUUGGGUGGUGCUACAAACACCGUCAUUAUCAAUGACAAUGAAGACAGGAUUAUACCAGAUAAAAACAUUUAUGAAAAGUUUGAAGAUUUAUCUCCAUUUUCCAGUGCUUGCCCACAGGAUAUUAAUCCAGUUAAUCAUAAGGAUAAUCACCAUGAGAAUACAGGACCUUCUCCGAAAAACACUACCAAAAAUAGGGAUAUUGAACUGGAAGAACCGCUUCAAAAAUUUCAUAAAAUUUAUACUAAACCUUCCACAGAUUACAACAAUAACAGAGAUAACUAUUCGGAGUCUGAUUAUUACUACAACGAAGACGAUAUAUGUUCGGAUGAGGAUGAGAUUAUUACUAGGCCCUUAUAUAGCACUUCUAGUAAAGACUCUUUUUUGAGCACAAAUGCCGAUAAACUACAGGACAUUAGUAGUGUGUACACUACGCCCAACCAUACUACCAUUAACGAUAAGAAUACUGAUGUUGGUACUUCUAGCAAUUCAAUUACCAAUAGCGUAGCUGCCAACAUUUCCUCUACAUUGAAUUUGUCCAAAAUACAUUCGAACGCUACAAAGAAUAUGAGCACGGUUAAUAAGGGUAACCCUAUUUUUUUGGUUGAUAAGGACGAAGAAAUCGAAUGUUUUAAUUAUGAAAAGUAUUAUAACGAUUUUAGUGAGGUUAAUCUAAGUAGAAAAUUUGCUAUUCGUAUUUUUAAUUUGAGCGAUGGCACAUUUGCGACAUUAUCUGCUUUUCUAACCAGCUCAGUACAAGAAUUAAUACCCAUUUUAAAAAAAAAAUUCAAUGUAUCAUCUUCUGGGGUUUACCAAAUAUCUUUGAGAAUUGGUAAAUUGUCAAAAGUUUUAAGACCGCACAGCAAACCGAUUUCUAUUCAAUUAAGGUUACUACUAUUGAGUGGCUAUAAAAAAUUUAGUGAUCCAUUAAAUAUCUUGGGGGUUGAGGAUUUAAGUUUUGUUUUCCAGUUUCUUUUCCAUCCAUUGUUGACUAGUCAAUUGACCUACGAACAGGAAUCGCAAUUAUUAAGAAAAGGUGAUUUUGUCCAUGCUGAUUUAAGAGAUAUGGAUUUAACAAGGCCGCCAAUCAUAUUUUAUCAACAAGCUAGCGAGAUUGAAAGUUUAGACGCUAGUAAUAACGGUAAUAUUUUUCUUCCAUUGGAUUUUAUUGACACCGCUAUUAAUUUAUCAAGUUUGAGAAUGGUUAAUAUCAGAGCGUCGAAAUUCCCAAGUAACAUUACUGAAGCUAACAAAUUGGUUACUUUGGAGUUAUGUAGAAAUUUUAUAAAAAAAUUACCACCAAAUAUUUCUCAACUAGAAAAUUUAACAAUUUUAAAUUUACAGUCAAAUAAAUUGGAUAGGUUGCCAGCCGGAUUUGCGCAAUUACAACAUCUACAGUUAUUAGACUUGAGCUCCAACAGAUUUACCUUUUAUCCCGAAGUUAUUAACAAAUGCCUUAACUUAUUACAAAUCGACUUGUCAUAUAACAAAAUACAAACUAUUCCAAAGAGUAUAAAUAACUUAAAGAAGGUUGCUAAAAUGAACAUUUCCAAUAACUAUUUGAAAGUAAUUGAUGAUUUUUCUGGAAUGGAUAAUUUGAGAACUUUGAACGCAAGGUAUAAUAAAAUUACUGCCAUAAAAUGCAAUUCGCCAUCACUUCAAAAUUUGUAUUUGACUGGCAAUAGGAUCAGCCAAUUUAUAGAUUUCUUACCGAAUUUAAGAACUUUAGAAUUACAAAAAAAUCCACUAACGGUUCUACGUUGUCACGUUGACGAUAUCCCAUUAAAUCUAACCACUCUAUGUUUGAACAAAGCUAAUUUAUCUUCUGUUCCAUCACUAAUUUGGCAAAGAUUUAAGAGCUUAAAGAAAUUGGAAUUAAAUGAAAAUAAUUUAACAUAUUUACCGGAUGAAUUGUCAACUUUAUCAAAAUUGUUGUACUUAAGUGCCAAUAGAAACAAAUUGGAGAACAUUCCGGAAAGCUUAACGAGGUUGAAAAAUUUGAAAAGUUUAGAUUUGCAUUCAAAUAAUAUCAGUGAACUUUGUAAGGGAUUUCCCAAUUUGGAAUUAACAACGUUGAAUUUAUCUUCAAACAUGCUACAUAGCUGGCAAUCUAAUUUAACUGGACUAAUCAAUGACUUUGUAACCAAUGGCGGAGUUAGCAGAUCUCCUCUGGCUAAAAGCUUAAUGUUUUUAAGCUUGGCUGAUAAUAGAUUGAACAAUUCUGCUUGGAGCUGGUUGAAUAUAUUUUGCAAUUUGAAAAGUUUGAACUUGUCGUAUAACCAAUUAAGCGAAUUGAAUACUUCAACGUUGUGCAACUUAACUGAGUUAUAUCUAUCUGGUAAUAUGCUUACUACUCUAUCCAGCGACACUAUUUCUAAUGCAUUGAGGAACUUAAAAGUUUUAAUGGUCAACAAUAAUAAAUUGUUGACUUUACCUGCAGAGAUUUCAAAAUUGCAACAGCUAUCUGUCUUUGAUGUUGGUGAUAAUCAAUUAAAGUAUAAUGUUUCUAAUUAUAAAUAUGAUUGGAACUGGAUAAACAAUAAGGAGUUGAAGUAUUUGAACUUUAGUGGUAAUAAAAGAUUUGAAAUCAAUAGUACUGUGAUUAACGGAUAUGAUUAUUCCGAUUUAACCAAUUUGAGACAACUACGUGUUUUAGGGUUGAUGGAUGUAACUUUGAAAACGUCCAAAGUUCCUGACGAACAGUUCAAUUUGCGUUUAAGAACUACAGAAUCAACUAUUAAUGGUAUGCCAUACGGUGUUGCUGAUACCAUAGGCACAAGAGACUACGUGACUUCUAGAGAUGUUACAUUCGAAAGGUUCAGAGGUAAGCCUGAUGAGGCGUUGAUAUGUUUAUACGAUGGUAAGAAUGAGAUUCCAAAUAGUAAUAAUAAGAUUCCUAAAGUUAUCAGAGAUAUUUACGAUAAACUAUUGAUUAGAAUGUUGGAAAAGUACGGUGAUAAGGAAGAUAGUUCUAUAAAGAAGGCUUUACGACAUAGUUUCCUACAGCUUAACAAAGAAAUUAAUGUUUUGGUUCAUAAUAACGAGAGUUUGAAAUCUAAAGAUGGUAAUGAAGUGGCAACAGGUAUCAACAACAACACCAGAUUGUCUGCGAAAGAUAAUAUGUAUGCAGAUGCAGAAGAUUCUACGUUAACCGUCACUGACCUUUCCAGUGGAUCCACUGCCACAGUUGUUUAUAUUAAAGGUGGUGUGAUAUACACUGCCGGGAUAGGUGAUUCUAUGGCUAUUUUGACCAAAAAUAAUGGAGAUCAUUUAGUUUUAACUAAUGAACAUGUUCCUAAUAAUGAAAUUGAAUAUAAUAGGCUUAGAAUUUCUGGAGGUUAUGUUAAUAACAAUAAAGUUGAUGGGGUAUCUGAAGUUAGCAGAGCUGUUGGCUUUUUCCAUUUAUUGCCCCACAUUCAUGCUUCUCCAGAUGUUUCUAAAGUCAAAAUCACUCAAUCUGACAAGAUGUUGAUUAUUGCGACAAAGAAAUUAUGGAAGUUCAUUGAUUACGAGACUGCAUGCGAUAUUGCCCGUGCUAAUAAAUUGCAACCGAUGUUGGCUGCUGCCAAAAUGAAAGAUUAUGCAAUUUCUUAUGGUUGUACUGAUAUCAUCACCGUUAUUUGUUUGACUCUAGAUAAAGAUCACGGCGGUUCGAAUUUAUCGCAAUUUUCUUUAAAUAGAGAUGAUUUAAUAAACGCUAGAUUCAAUUCUUUUGAAGAUACAUCUUUAAGAAGAUUGCAACCGGAAAUCCAACCGCCAACAGGGAAUGUAGCGAUAGUUUUCACGGAUAUUAAAAAUUCGACUGCGUUAUGGGAAUCUUUCCCCUACGCCAUGAGAAGUGCGAUCAAAACACAUAAUUCUAUUAUGCGUAGACAAUUGAGGAUUUUUGGUGGUUAUGAAGUGAAAACUGAGGGGGAUGCUUUUAUGGUUGCCUUCCCCACCCCAAUCAGUGCAUUAGUUUGGUGUUUAAGUGUGCAACUGAAAUUGUUGGAGGCAGCUUGGCCAGAAGAGAUCACUAGUACUCAGGAUGGUUGCGAAAUCACUAAUCAUAUUGGGCAUAGAAUUUAUUAUGGGUUAAGUGUUAGAAUGGGUAUACAUUGGGGUAGACCUGUUCCAGAAAUGGAUGUUGUGACACAACGAAUGGAUUACUUAGGACCGGUGGUCAAUAAGGCGGCGAGAGUAUCAGGUAUUGCUGAUGGCGGUGAAAUUACACUGAGCUCUGAUUUUGUUGUUGAAUUUCAAAAAAUUAUGAAGUUACAUGGUAAAUUUGUCCUUUCUGAUCAAGGUAACAAAGAGUCUACCAUGAAAGAAGUUUAUGGUGAUGAAUUUGUCGGUGAAGUCAUGGAAAAAGAAAUUCAGAUGCUUGAUGAUAUUGGUUGGGAGUUUAGAGAAUUGGGAGAACAGAAAUUGAAAGGGUUAGAAAGUAAAGAAUUUAUCACGUUGGUUUACCCAAAAAUAUUGGUUGAUAGAUUUAAUUUUGGUUCUGUUGAAAAUGCGUCAUCGUUUUUCGCAAAGAAAACUUUAUUUAGUUUUAGGCAAGUUACCAUGCGUUUAGAAAAUAUCAUUACUGCUAUUAAUGGGUGCACCGCUGAUCUGCAGGACAAAGACCAAACAUCAUUGAUCAAAUUUCCGGAGUCUGUACAAAAGAGUAUUUUCAAGCAGGAGGAAGAAGCAGAUAUGAUUAUAUUUUUCGAUCAUUUGGUUACCAGAUUAGAAGCAUUGGUUGUUACUUUAUCAUUAAGGCAAAAAGUUGAAGGUGAGUUGAAAAAUAAUGCAAAUAGGAAUCAAGAGAAUAAGUCUGUGUAUGAAUUGCUUGACACUUUGUGUGAAAUGGCAAAGGCUAAUAGGAAGGGACAAAGGGAAUGA